AUGGACAAAGCAAGGUUGGCGGUUGUCUUUUUAUGUAAUGCUGAUGGUUCAGACAAAUAUGAACCCAUUAUCAUUGGCAAUUCAGCCAAACCUGGCUACUUUCGUGUUAAAUCUGGUGCUGAUCCUAAAUUCAGGUACCAUCUCAAGAAGGCUUGGAUGACGAAAGAAGAGACUGAGAAAGUGGAACAGCAAGAAAAUAUCAAGGAAACAGAUCUUUUAGAAGCAAUGAGGGCUGUUGUCUACAACACUGUCCCCACUACAGCUGAAGAGUUUGAGGUUUUAGCAGCCUUCUCCAAGUUGUAUAUCCCUCAUCGUCAGCAAAUGAUAUCCAAUUGCACCAAGCAAACUUCAAUUACUUUCAUCUGUUUUAAAUUCUACUCUAUCUUGGGCACAAUGACUACAAUUGAAACCCUAUGUAUGCAGCUGGCCACUAUAUCAAUAUUUUCAGAUAUGAUGCCUACUGAUUGCUGA
Molecule: messenger RNA, 471 nt
Organism: Mucor velutinosus
Lineage: Eukaryota; Fungi; Mucoromycota; Mucoromycetes; Mucorales; Mucoraceae
Product: serine palmitoyltransferase component
Exons: 1
Coding region: 1-471 (156 amino acids)
Molecular function (GO): nucleic acid binding
Source: RefSeq, a predicted model, not a curated record